UGGAGAAUCGUAGGGGCAGUGGAGACACUGCCACGAACUCGCAUGGAAAAACAGACAGCUGCUGCAGAGACUGCAUUGUUAGGUUUACUGACGCUAUAUAUCCUACGACUGAGACUGGAAUCACUUUUUAGAAGCUAUCGGUUAACCAGCAGUGGGAGACCAAAAUAAGCUAAACUUUUGUCUGCACAGAAAUACUGCUAUCAGUUUAUGAACACAGAUCAGCAGCUAUAUUCCGAAUAGUUUUCACUGGAUAUACAUUUUUUUUUCAUUUAAUGUAAAAAUAAAAAGGUUUCAUUUGCAUUUGGAAAAGGAACGGAUUUUUGUUGCAUAUAGUUGCAAACUAUAACGGAUUUUUUUCACGGCUUCCACGCACAUUGUAUCAUUUGAUUUUUUCGUUUUCUCUUGAGGAUUUGGCAGGGAUAUCAUGUCGUUUUUGCGCAUCUCUCUGGGCUUGGUGGCGGCUCUGUGCGUGACCGCGGCGCACAGUGCAUGGGAGGAGAGUACAGUUGUGCCGGUAAGGCUCGACCCGGUCCAAACAGAGGGCAAGACCGAACCGUGGCGGAAUCUCAGUGCCGAGGAGCGUGAGAAGAACACAGAGAGACGGGUUUAUCAACUGGAUGUCUUUGGCAAACAGAUGAUUUUGGACCUGGAGCCUGAUCAGACCUUCCUAGCGCCCGGGUUCGUAUUCCAAAUGGUGGGGCCAACGGGGAGUUUGAAGUCGGAGGCGCAACAGGAAUUUGACAGCGGGGCUGCGUCCCAGUGCUUCUUUUCGGGCACUGUGAACUGGGAAGUCAAUUCUGCGGCCGCGCUAAAUCUGUGCCACGGGCUGAAGGGCGGCUUCUACCUCCAGGGAGAAGAGUAUUUCAUCCAGCCAGUCAACGGCAGUGACGCGGACCCCUCAGAAGGGGAUCUCCACUUCAUCCGUAGGAGGAACAGAGGAUCGCCGGCUGAGGAGAGCAGCUCCAAGUGCGGGGUCAACGAGGAAGAGGAAAGGUUACCGAACAGCCCCGAGAAAGCGAAACAGGAGGCUUCAGCAUUUGAUGAGACAGCUCGCCAUCGGUCCCGCCGUUUCGUGUCAACCCCACGCUACGUGGAGAUCCUGCUGGUGGCUGACCAGUCGAUGGCUGAGUUCCAUGGCGCUGGGCUCAAGCCCUACCUGCUGACCAUCAUGGCUGUGGCAUCCCGCCUGUACCGCCACCCCAGCGUACACAACUCCAUCAGCCUGGCUGUGGUGAAGCUGCUGGUGGUGUACGAUGAGCAGCACGGUCCUGAGGUCUCCUCCAACGCUGCCCUGACACUCAGGAACUUCUGCAAGUGGCAGCGGCAGCACAACCCGCCCAGUGACCGCAACCCGGAGCACUACGACACCGCUGUGCUGUUCACCCGACAGGACCUGUGUGGCGCCCACUCCUGUGACACGUUGGGCAUGGCAGACGUGGGCACUGUGUGUGACCCUGAGAGGAGCUGCUCCAUCAUCGAGGAUGACGGGCUCCAAGCCUCCUUCACUGUGGCCCAUGAGCUAGGUCACGUGUUCAACAUGCCCCACGACGAUGCCAAGCAGUGUGCCAGCAUAAACGGUGCCCACUGGGGCUCCCAUAUGAUGGCGUCUACCCUGUCCAACCUCAACCAGCUGCAGCCCUGGUCCCCCUGCAGUGCCCUGAUGGUCACGUCCUUCCUGGAUAAUGGCCAUGGCCAGUGUCUGCUGGACAAGCCCCAGAAGCCCCAACCUCUGCCCAAGGCCCUGCCAGGCUCUGUGUAUGAUGCCAACCGGCAGUGCCAGCUGACCUUUGGCGAGGAGUCCCAGCACUGCCCAGACCUCAGCACCACCUGUGCUGCACUCUGGUGCACUGUCACCACCUCUGGAGGCCUGCUCGUCUGCCAGACCAAGAACUUCCCUUGGGCCGACGGCACACCUUGCGCCCCUGACAGCUGGUGCCUUGCCGGGCAGUGCCUGACCAAGACUGAAGCUGCCCACUACCAGACUCCUGUGAAUGGCGGAUGGGGGGCAUGGGGACCCUGGGGAGACUGCUCACGCACCUGCGGUGGAGGCGUGCAGUAUUCCUUCCGGGACUGCGACAACCCUGUGCCCAAGAAUGGAGGCAAAUACUGCGAGGGCAAGAGGAUCCAGUACCGCUCCUGCAACACCCAGGCCUGCCUCGACAGUAACGGUCUAUCCUUCCGUGAGGAGCAGUGUCUAGCCCACAAUCACAUCUCCUCUCAUAUGUCAUUUGGCACUGGAGACAGCGUGGAGUGGGUCCCCAAGUAUGCCGGUGUCUCGCCCAAGGACCGCUGCAAGCUGGUGUGCCGAGCCAAGGGGACUGGAUAUUUCUUCAUCCUGAAACCCAAGGUGGCAGAUGGUACCCCCUGCAGCCCAGACUCCACAUCUGUGUGUGUUCAGGGCCAGUGCGUGAAGGCCGGCUGCGACCGCAUCAUCGGCUCCAACCGGCGCUUUGAUAAGUGCGGAGUCUGUGGUGGUAAUGGCUCCACUUGCAAGAAGGUAUCCGGAUCCCUGGACCGAGCCAAGCCCGGCUACCAAGACGUGGUGACCAUCCCAGCCGGCGCCACACACCUUGACGUGAAACAGCGAGCAGCGGGCGGCUCCCGUCAGGACAACAGCUACCUGGCCAUCCAGUGCCAGGACGGCAGCUACCUGCUGAAUGGCGAGUACCGGCUGACCACCCUGGAGACGGACAUCUCCCUGCGGGGGGCGCUGCUGCGCUACAGUGGCUCAGCUGCCUCCCUGGAACGUAUCCGCAGCUUUGCGCCCCUCCCUGAGCCCCUGACCAUCCAGGUGCUGUCCGUCGGCGAUGCACCCCGCCCCCGUGUUAAGUACAGCUACUUUGCCCCUCGGCUCGCCCCCCGCCGCGCCUCCAUCAAUGCUAUCCAGGAGGCCGGUGGCGCUGAGUGGGUGCUGCAAGAGUGGGGGGCCUGCUCGCGGACCUGCGGUGGUGGCAUCCAGCAGCGCUCUGUCAACUGCCUGGACUUCCAGGGACUGCCAUCUUCCGAGUGCCCCAGCGAGCUGCGCCCACCAUCGUCCCAGCCCUGUGCCUCCCACCCCUGCCCAGUGUGGCUGCUUGGGGACUGGUCGCCCUGCUCCAAGACCUGCGGCCGGGGUUUCCGCAAGCGCCUGCUGAGCUGUGUGGGGCAUGACGGGCACACCCUUGUCCACGAGAGCUGCGACCCCAAUAACCGACCCAGGCCCCUCCUGGACCUCUGCAGCUUGGGAAGCUGUUAGAGCCCCCUGGUCCCAGAGGAGAUACCCCCCGCAGGCAGGAAGACUCAAAGCACAGGCCCUGUCUUGCCGGCUGAGAGAAAGAGGCCUGGCGCGUGGCGUCUCCAUCUUCUCCAAAAAAGACUUAUUUUGCCCCUUUUAUUCCACCUUAGACAUUUCCACAACCAUUAAAAAAAUUAUUUUUCUUAUUAUGAAUGACUCGGUUGUCUGUGCAUUCCAUCAGUAGGAGAGGAGAGGAACACGCCUCUAAGGAGGAUGUUUGCACAGCAUUUCGAAUGCUGCCAGGACCAGUGAACUUCUCUGUUCCAGGGCCACCCCCGCAACAUCAUCUGUGUCAGAGACUCGUGUAGCAACACAGCCUGAAAGCCGCGCAGGGCUCAAACAAAGGGGUCCCCCACAGCAGCACUGCCACCCCUUUCCCACACAAAUGUAGGACACAGAGGGAAUCUGCCCACCCAUCAGCGCUGUUAGCUGGGUACAAAGCUGGCAGUCUGCUCCCUGUGGCAGAGCUGAGAUGAAGAAGGACACGAACUCUCUCUGUAUUAAAGCAGACUGCUUUGGGUGCCAACAUCCUGCUCGUUUGUGUGUGUGUGUGUGUGAGAAUGAGAGAGAGAGAGUACAUAUGUAUAUGUAGUCUGUCUGAGCUGGACUGGACAGACAGAAUUCGAGGAGGUUGUAAUAUGUUUUUGGAUAGAGGAAUAUUAAAGUACCAUUAGUCUUGUCUGUGUGUGUGUGUGUGUGUGUCGGUGUGUGUGUGUGUGUGUGUGUGUGUGUGUGUGUGUGUGUGUGUGUGUGACAGUAUAAGUGUGGAUAUACAGUAGGGGAUAGGUGUAUGCCAAAGAUCCAUUAGUCUUGCCACUCUGAAAGCUCCCUCUCCCCAGCUGGGUCGUCACCCCAUCUCACCCCACGUCCUUUUGGAGUGGGAGGGGUUCAGCCAAUCGGGCAGGACGCACCCACACCCAUGCUCUUCCUGCCACACCUCUCCACUUCCCUCUACGUCCAUCUCCUUCCUGGCAUGCCCGUUUCUCCCUGUUUCCCUCCUAGCCCACACACACAGCUAUCUAAAACUCCCACUCAAGAUCUGUUACCUGUAGUGUCUUUUGGAGCCAUGCCUUUUCAGAGCAGCUUUUGAAUGGGAGGAGUGCUCCUCUAUGUCCUGUAUUCAUAUGUGUGUGCAUGUAUGUGCGUGUGCAUAUGUGUGCAAUGGAGAUCUGGUCAGAGAUUCUCCUGCUACUACUUCAUAAGUAGGUGUUUAUUGCCUUCUAAGAAGGUAUGUUUUUGGAAAGCUUUUUUUGUACAGAAUAUCCAAACAUUAUUUAUUUUUGU
Molecule: messenger RNA, 4558 nt
Organism: Megalops cyprinoides (Indo-Pacific tarpon)
Lineage: Eukaryota; Metazoa; Chordata; Actinopteri; Elopiformes; Megalopidae
Gene: adamts1
Product: ADAM metallopeptidase with thrombospondin type 1 motif, 1
Exons: 9
Coding region: 425-3235 (936 amino acids)
Biological process (GO): proteolysis; extracellular matrix organization
Cellular component (GO): extracellular matrix
Molecular function (GO): metalloendopeptidase activity; zinc ion binding
Source: RefSeq, a predicted model, not a curated record